Molecule: messenger RNA, 816 nt
Organism: Epinephelus moara (kelp grouper)
Lineage: Eukaryota; Metazoa; Chordata; Actinopteri; Perciformes; Serranidae
Gene: mrto4
Product: MRT4 homolog, ribosome maturation factor
Exons: 8
Coding region: 87-800 (237 amino acids)
Biological process (GO): ribosomal large subunit assembly; ribosomal large subunit biogenesis; nuclear-transcribed mRNA catabolic process
Cellular component (GO): preribosome, large subunit precursor; nucleolus
Molecular function (GO): RNA binding
Source: RefSeq, a predicted model, not a curated record
GCGUGGACAACCUCACCAAACAGAAACAUUUGGGGUCCUUUCACUUCACGUGUGCGCCUGCUGCUCUGACAUCGUGAGAGGAAACCAUGCCGAAGUCAAGGAGGGACAAGAAAAUUUCGUUAACGAAAACAGCCAAGAAAGGACUGGAGUCAAAACAGAAGUUAAUAGACGAGCUACGGAAAUGUGUAGACACCUACAGAAACCUGUUCAUAUUCUCUGUGGCCAAUAUGAGGAAUAACAAACUGAAAGACAUCAGGGCAGCAUGGAAACACAGCAGGUUCUUCUUUGGGAAAAAUAAAGUCAUGAUGAUUGCCUUGGGUAAAGGACAAUCGGACGAAUACAAAGAUAAUUUGCACAAGAUCACCAAGUGUUUACGAGGAGAAGUGGGCGUGCUAUUCACAAAUAAAACAAAGGAUGAAGUACAGGAGUAUUUCAGUCAUUUCAAAGAGACGGAUUAUGCACGGUCAGGCAACCAAGCACAGAUGGACAUAACUCUGGAUGAGGGACCCCUCGAACAGUUUCCUCACUCAAUGGAGCCCCAGUUGAGGCAAUUAGGACUUCCCACUGCCCUCAAGAAAGGAGUGGUGACACUGCUGAAGGACCAUGAAGUCUGUAAGGAGGGAGACGUGCUAACUCCUGAGCAGGCUCGUAUUCUGAAACUCUUUGGCAUCGAGAUGGCAGAAUUCAAGGUCCAGAUCAAAUGUAUGUGGAACUCGGAGACCGGCGAGUUUGAGAACGUUGCUGGUGAGGAAGAGUCUAUGCAGGAUAACGAAGAAGAGGAAGAGGAUGAUGCAGAAUAAAACAUCUGCAUGGACA